Molecule: messenger RNA, 471 nt
Organism: Wickerhamiella sorbophila
Lineage: Eukaryota; Fungi; Ascomycota; Dipodascomycetes; Dipodascales; Trichomonascaceae
Exons: 1
Coding region: 1-471 (156 amino acids)
Source: RefSeq, a predicted model, not a curated record
AUGAGCAUAAAUGUUGCGGUGAAUCCAGGGCCACAUGAGCGAAUCGUUUUCGACAAUGGCAAUGUCACAGUAACACUGACCAACUUCCAGGACAAGUCGGUUAUAGUGGCUACUGGAAGGCUAAGGCUGUCCAACUCCCGUCUGACCUUGGAGGCAAAGCCAGUAACCUAUCGGGUAAUUGGCAAAGGCGAUCGCGAGUUCCGAUCGUUGAGCGCUAGCAUUAUCGUCAAGGAUGGUGGGGUUAAAGAGUCACGAUUGGUUCAGCCGUGGUUUGGGCCUAAAAAAUGGGAAGCGGUCCUGGUCCCUUCAAGCACUUCAACUCUGGAGCCUCGAUGUCCUUGGGUGCUUUCCGUAAGUUUCAAUUCAGGUGGCGCUUUUGAGUUCACACAACAGUUCAGUGCACUUGCAUCGGCCGCCUUAGCCGCCCACCAGGAGGGCAUUGACGAAGUUUUGCCGCCCUACCAGCCGUGA